Molecule: messenger RNA, 3017 nt
Organism: Eurytemora carolleeae
Lineage: Eukaryota; Metazoa; Arthropoda; Copepoda; Calanoida; Temoridae
Exons: 4
Coding region: 10-2865 (951 amino acids)
Source: RefSeq, a predicted model, not a curated record
CCAAUUAUCAUGUCUAGUAAGAAUUUUGGUGAUGGUUAUAUUGCAUGCCAUGGUGAGGGGUUUAACAGUUUUAGGUUGUGUCCAGAUAUAGAAAACUAUCCCUACACCAGUCCUAUACUUUCAUCUUCUAGCAGAGCGGACAGAAAUGCUAAAUUAAAUAGAGGAUUGGAUUCAAUUGAGAAAACUUCCUGUUUCCAUUUUUCUCCUAGUCCUGGUUCUCCCGAGUUCGGAGACGAAUAUUCUCUUUUCCGAUCCCGGUCUACCAGCCUGAGUUCUAGUGAAGGCAGUGUUCGGAGCACUGGGACGGUUUGUGAGAGUGACAUAUCCUCCAGACAUAGAUCUCUCAGAUCCACUGAACCUCCGUCCAGAGGACUUUCUCCAGAAUCAAGGAAUCCAGGUAUCAAUGAACAAGUAAAAACUGCGACAAAAAGUUGGAAAGCCUGUGAUGAAACUAACCUUGCGGAUUCAAGAUCACAGCUCAGCAGUCGGGAUCCGAACCCAGUAUCAGUGAAACCUACCCAACCCGGAGCUGAACAUAGACGAAGAGAACUAAGAAGAAAGAAGUGUGAGGAUGAGAGUCAGGGUUCGGAGCAAGCUAACAGGCUCACGAGAAAACUCUCAGGAAGAAUGUUAAACAAUGGAAACAUGGAGCAAGAUGAUGAUAUACAAUCUGUCAGUACUGUUUCCGGUUCUGGCAUCGAUUUCUUUCGGAAAUUUGUCCAACGGAAAGGGGACGGUUGUCGGGAGUGUGAAGAUCGGUUCCGGCGUGAAGUACUGAUUGACCGUCUUGUGUCCGACUCUUUGAAUACCCGGGCUGCAUUAUCGGUCAGCUCUACAAAAGGAUCAGGGAGCGAUCAAAAACCGGGUUUAAGGAGUUUAGAACAAAGAUUUUCUACCGGAGAAGAUUUGAAAGACAAAAAUCAUAGAUGUGACAAACAUAGAUAUGAUUCCUCCUGUGAUGAUAAUCAGAGUAUAUCUACUAAGAGUUCUGUAAGUGUGGUUUCUUCAGUAUCAGGAUCAGGACUCCUCUUCCUCAAAAACUAUUUGAAGAAAAAGAAGUCGAGCAAAGGACGUUCUUCUGCUGGAACAGUUUCCAGUAAAGAUUUAACUAACAUGAGUUUCUUCAACAGUACUCCUCUUCCCUUCCCUCCUCCCCAACACUGCUAUGGACCAGCCUUUGUCAAAGAUGGGAAUUCAAGUCCAGAGAGUAGACGUAUGUCCGUCUGCAGUACAGUUGCAGAUCUAUUAAACGAAGAUUUUGAUUGUGAUGAUUCUGAGUUGAAGAAUCUGGAUUGGGAGGAGUGGGAUGAGCAUAUACCUGAAGAUCUAAGCUAUGAUGAUCUUGUGUCAGUGAUCAGUGAGAGCUUCUACAGCGACGAUCAUGAUUUGUCUGAGCUUUGUGAUCUCGACCUCGAGGGUAGGAAGACUGUAGUUGCAAAUGAGAAAGAAAUGUAUCGACCUAACUCGGCAGCAGAUGAUUUAAAUAAUCUAAAUAAUCAAGAUUCGUCAGAAAAAUGCAUUUCCCUGGAGGAGAAUAUCGAUGACCCAAACACUUUGGAUCAGGAGACGAGAGGGUCGUCUAAAUCAAGAUACAACUCAAGGUUGAGCUCCUUCAUGCAGGACCUGGAAGCAGAGCUAGAACUUCCACCCAUGACUCCUGUCUCGGAUGAGAAAGAGGAAGCAGUGAGAGCUAUCAGUAGAACUAUCAGUAAGUAUAUCAGAACAAAAAGUGACGGAAGCUACGACGGAAGAAGCUCAAGACAAAGUAUCUAUUCUUACUCCAGGACUAAAAGUAAUACAAGUUAUGAUGAUGGAGAGAAGAGCAAGUAUGGAUCCAACAGUUACUCCCGUCAGGACGACUAUGACAGGUAUUCAAGAAACAGUGCAUAUAACGACCUAGGAUCAUAUUCAAGACGUAAAAAUUAUGACGAUGUUGGACGAGACUCAAGAUUAUCCUUGGCCAGCCCCAUGUCCGAUUAUCUACCUGAGUUAAGCUCAGCUCCGUCUCCCGCACUUUCUCGAAGGCCUCUGAGUCAACUAUUGAUGUAUGACCUACCGUCUAGUCCGACAGGUCGUUUAUCACCCGAGGAGGGAAAAUUGCAAUCAACGGGUCACACUCUACCUGUACGAGGUGUGAACUCAGUGGUGAGGUCACCGGCCUGUGGUCAGUCCCAGCAGCAGUUUACGCACCAACAAAUAUCUCAGAUUCUUACUCUACCCAAAAAUGAAUUUUCUCUUAAUUUUGAAGGAAAGUCUCCGGAGUUCAAACAUUCAGAAUUACCAGGUCAGAAUCCCUCGGAGGCAAGGCUGAGAAAUAGUGAGAGUAAAAUCAAGAAUGCAAAUAGAGACAGUUUACUGUGUGGGUCAACUUCCUAUUCCCCAGGACCUAAUACACCCCCUCCCCCCGCACCACGUCCUCAAUUCUACAGACAUUCCAGUUCUAAUAGCUCCGACAGUGGUUGUCCGCUGUUUGAAGAUAAAGUUGCUAGUCUUUCUCCUACACCGUCCCCCAGAACCAAUAUAGAAGUGUUAAGCAAUAAUAGAACCAAGCUUGCUAACUUUUGGGAACGUAGUUUAGGAACAAGUCAACCUGAAGCAUCUAGUUGGGUACCAGGAGCAGCACAGUCCAGACAAGGGUUCCAACCAGUUAAAUCUAGCUCUGGGUCGGAUAAUAACCUGGGGAGUUCCCAAGACCGGCUUGCACACUUUUUAGAUGUGACAAGACGCGCUGCAGAGGGACGGAGAAACGGUCGAGGAUAUUUUCAUCGAGCCUCUACUGGUUCAGACUGCUCAGAUUUUUUUGAACGAAUUCCUCCCUCCCCCGGGCAAAGGCGGAGAGAUUCAUUCACUGAAUAUUUUGUUUAAACCUCGUGAGUUAAGAAUACAACUAAUCCAGUUUCCGGUCAAUCCACUCCCGAUGAAUGUAUACAGAGGAACCGGUUAUCCCAAGCAUAACAAGAUUAUUAGAUCCAUUAACACUGUAUCAGUGAAUUAACAAAAAUAGAUUAUUUGAUGAA